AUGUCUACGGGAAACUCAAUGAAUGACAUUAGACUAGAGAGAACAGGGAAAGGAGGGGAACUAGCGAGAGUUCCGACGGGGUCGGAGUAUUCCGCGAAUGAUCAAGUGGUUCCCGAAAGCCGUGAUGAUCAACGUGGAAUCAAUGGUGAUUCAUCGAGGAUUCGUCGAGAUGUAACGAAGGCUGAGAAGCCGAGAAAGGGGUGA
Messenger RNA from Arabis nemorensis, 204 nucleotides. NCBI's taxonomy places the organism in Eukaryota, Viridiplantae, Streptophyta, Magnoliopsida, Brassicales, Brassicaceae. The record is from the annotation of a GenBank genome assembly.